This is a messenger RNA of Gopherus evgoodei (Goodes thornscrub tortoise), 798 nucleotides long. Its product is annotated as olfactory receptor 49-like. The transcript has 2 exons. The coding region runs from base 1 to 798 and encodes 265 amino acids. The record is from RefSeq and is a predicted model, not a curated record. Gene Ontology annotation, cellular component: membrane. NCBI's taxonomy places the organism in Eukaryota, Metazoa, Chordata, Testudines, Testudinidae. Gene Ontology annotation, molecular function: G protein-coupled receptor activity; olfactory receptor activity. Gene Ontology annotation, biological process: G protein-coupled receptor signaling pathway.
AUGGUAGACAGAGACUGGGGAAACCAAACGGCCAUCACAGAAUUCAUCAUCCUGGGAUUCAGGGAUCUCCCUGACCUGCAAAUUCUUCCCUUCCUGAUGUUCCAAGUGAUCUACAUGGCAACCGUGGCCGGGAACACCCUCAUUGUGGUGCUCAUUGUGGCUGACCUGCACUUUCACACCCCCAUGUACUUCUUCCUGGGCAACUUGUCCUGCCUGGAGACGUGCUACACCUCAGCCAUCCAGCCCAGGUUGCUGUCCAGUCUCCUGACUGGGGACAGAACUAUUUCAGCCAGUGGCUGCAUCAUACAAAUGUAUUUCUUUGGUUCUCUGUUAAUAUUCUGUGGCCCAAAUGAAACUGACCAUUUCUAUUGUGAUUGCAUUCCACUGAUGGAACUCUCCUGCAGUGACACCCACCUGGUCAUAUUGCUGGCUUUCAUAAUAGCCUCCAUAUUCACCCUGACUCCAUUCCUACUAACCCUGACAUCCUACAUGUGCAUCAUCACCACCAUCCUGAGAAUCCCUUCCACCACUGGGAGACAAAAGGCCUUCUCCAUCUGCUCCUCUCACCUGAUUGUGGUGACAAUUUUCUAUGGAUCCAUAAUGAUUGUGUACCUGCUACUGAAACAUGAUACACUGAGAGACCUGAACAAAGUGCUCUCUCUUUGCUACACAGUCCUGACUCCGCUGGUAAACCCCCUCAUCUACAGCCUGAGAAACAGAGAGGUCAAGGAAGCCUUGUGCAAUGCGGUCAGUAAAUAUUUGGUUUUCACCAAAUGUGCAGAGACUCCAAGAGAAUAA